Sebastes umbrosus (honeycomb rockfish) is the source of this 4191-nucleotide messenger RNA. RefSeq names its product metadherin a (gene mtdha). Gene Ontology annotation, cellular component: nucleus. Lineage: Eukaryota; Metazoa; Chordata; Actinopteri; Perciformes; Sebastidae. Gene Ontology annotation, biological process: regulation of transcription by RNA polymerase II; positive regulation of canonical NF-kappaB signal transduction; positive regulation of angiogenesis. The transcript is spliced from 12 exons. The record is from RefSeq and is a predicted model, not a curated record. The coding region runs from base 90 to 1604 and encodes 504 amino acids. Gene Ontology annotation, molecular function: transcription coregulator activity.
AGCCACUCCUCCGUUAGCAUCCGGAUGCUGCUGUGCUGUGCCAUGCUUGCUACCAGUGAGCUAAUAGCUUCUAGUGUUAUCAGGUAAAGAUGGCUGAGGACUGGCGAGGUUUCGCUUUGGAGAAAGCCGAGCUGCUGUCAGGCCGUCUGAAGGAGCUGCUGUCUUCUGGACAGGGAUAUGUUCAGGCUCAGUUCGGGGUGGAUCUGGGUCUGAAGCCUGAUGUGUACCCGACCUGGGUGAUCCUGUCCACGGCCGCGGCGGGUCUGCUGCUGCUGCUGCUGCUCGGUGUGUCCUGGGCCGUCUUCUGUGGCGGGCUGUUGGUCAGGAAAAAGCGGGGAUCCAAGGCGGUAACCCACGGCAACGGAGAGCCAGGCAAGGCCCAGUUAGCUAAACCUGUCAAACCAGAGGAACUGAAGAAGAGGAACAAGAAGAAAACCAUUGAAAAGAACACUCAAUCCAAUGGACAACCAGUGGCUGUAGCUCAAGAGGAAGUUAAAGUGACUGAAACUGUUUCCAAGCUAGGCGUGCAGAACAAAACCGAGAAAGUGCAUGAGGCCCAAGUGCAGGUGAAAAAGAACAAGAAGAAAACCAAGACAAAUGUAAAACCAGUCCAGCAGGUGUCUAAAAAUGAUGGGAAGGAACCUGAUGAUGGUGCAUGGGAGACCAAAGUCAGUAACCGAGAGAAGAAGCAGCAGCGCAGGAAGGACAAGGGCCCUGAGGACUCUGGUGGCCCAGGAGGGGUGGAGGCUACCAAGAGCAAUGUGGAGGCACGUGUGGUGGCAGCAGCAACUAUCAACACCAAGAAGAACAGAGGAAACCAUGAGUCCCUGCAUUCAAGACCUGCUGUAAAGAGGGAGACAGCCAGUGGAGCUGUGUCCUCCAGCUGGAAAGAGGAGCCUUCAGUCAACGGUGGAGGUUGGACUGAUAUGUCUUUGAAGAGCCCACGUCAGACGGGCGCUAUGGAGGGAACCAAUUGGAGUGCCAUCUCCACUGCUAAACCUUACAGGGCCACACCUAAGCCUCAGUCCUGGAGACAGGAGACACAAGCAGCCUGGAGUGGCAUUGAUGGCCGGAUAAAGACUGACCUCAACCCAGUGACCUUCUCCAUGAUGGGACUAAACACCACUGACCCAAUAUCAAAUUCAAUGGAGCUGCAGUGGCCGAGGAAACCCGAUGUUGAUGAUGAAUGGUCUGGAUCUAAUGGGACGGCCGUGGACCCCAGCUCUGACUGGAGUGUCCCAGCAGUGCACUGGGGAAACUACGAAGAGCCCCCGGUGUUGGUGACGCCAGCGCCUCCACUGAAGGAACAACCUCUCCCCAACAAGGUAUCAGAGGAUGAAAAGGACACUGACGAUCCCUCCGGCGGAGCAGCCAAAUCCAAGAAGAAGAGGAAAAAGAAGAAGAAAACAGAAGAGGAGGCUGCAUCUGAGGCUCAGACGGUGAGCACAGUGCCGCCGGUCAAUGCAGUACCCAAACCCCAAGAGCCUACUGCGCCGGCCUCCAAAAAGCAGAAUCCCAGCAUAUCAUCCUCUCAGAAGAAGUCUGAGCCGACUGCGGAGCCUCCGAAGCCCUCCCAGAAGAAAAAAGUGCGAAGGGAAACAUGAAGUCACACAGGUCCAUAAAAAGCAUAUGCAAUUGAUUGUAAAAUGUGUCACAUGCAAUAAUUACCAGGUACAGAGUUUCUUUCUGAGAUACAUAAACAGUUUAUCAGUUACCGAAACAAAAAGGAAAAAAAAGCAGUGGAUAUCACCUGCUUGGCUAAAUAUAGUGAUGAAAUGUGGUCCUGUGGACUAAAAUCUUAACUAAUUUGCACUAUUUGCUACACUGCAACCAGAGUGGAGUUUCAGGGGUGGUGGAGGUACAUGUUCAUGUAAUUAUUUUUUAUGGCAUCAAAAAAAAAAUUUCGUUCACCCCUCCAAGAGUGUAUGUUUAUAAUUAACCCAAAAAUACAAAACGGGUCUUGUUUUUUUGUUAAAUGAACAUUUAAGUUACAAGAGAACAUUUUUAUUUUUGCUCCCCAGGAUAUUGCACUUUGUUUUGUUUGCCAUGCUUCUGCCCCAAUAUCAAGUACUGAAAUGUGUGAGGGCUGGUCUCAGAUCACAACAAGUUCAGAUUUUAUAUACCCAUAUGUACAUUGAGAGAGUUGAGGGUUGUUCGCACUGGCCAUGAAGUGAUACCCUCAUAGAGCAACUACAAUGUAGGAAAUGGGGGGCAAAAAUCUGCACUCCUCGUUUUGUGCAAAAAGUGUAUUUUCCAAAGUAAUGGCAUUUUUAAUUCAAAAUACCGUCUUUAUGUUUCCCCGUGUUUUCUUGCUAUGGUGUGAGGGAUACGUCCUGGCAGUCACCUAUAGGUUUGUUGCCAUGACGACAAAACCCUGACAAUAAACCUGCACGCGACUGCCAGCACUAAGGUUUGAUUUGGCUAUUCUCAGACUGCUGAAGCCUCGUGUUAGUUUUGGCUGAACUUUAGGCAGCACUUUUUGCACAGUAAAAGUGCAUUUUGUACCUUACAUUGUAGUCGCUCUAUGAAAGUAUCACUAGACGGCCAUUAUGAACAGGACAGUAGAAAUGAUUACAGCGACCUUCAGCAAACAAAUUACAUGUGAGUGUUGCAUUUAGGUUUGCCUAUUUGCCUAAAAUCCAUCCCAGUAGGCUGUGUGGUCUAUAAAAGCUGCUUAAUGAAGAAUAGCAGCUGUUAUCAGGUUGUUUCAAAGCAGAAAAAACAAGUAUUUGGCCACAGAAGCUUCUCCACAACCACUCCUGCAGCUUAAUCCACCUCUUCACUGUCCAUCCGUGUGGUAGUAUGUUCCAAACUCUCAUUGUUUUGCCAAAAUACGGUUGAAUACACUACCGCCUGAGCUUCUGAGCUGUGGGGAGUGAGGCAUAGGAAGACACUGAAGCAGUGUAUUUAGCCAGAUUUUGUUGAAACUGUGAUGACAAUUCAGAGCACAGUGACAGCUAAAAAGUUACUGAUUCAUCAGUUAUGGAUUAAAUCAGAUCUUUUCUUCAAAGACUACGCUAAAUGUGAAAUUUGGACGUUGUAAACUGUUUCUGGAGUCACACUGAGGACUGUUGAUAACUGUAAUGUACAGUAGAGAGCACAGUAACUGAUAUGAACCACAAGGUGGCACUGUAAUGUGAAGUAAAGGAGUAGUGGGAUUAUCCCAUAAAGCAGUAGCACUAUUACGUAUUGUCCCUCUACUUUUAUCAUUCUAAGUGAGUCUAUCUUUAUCUGACUAGACUGUGCGUUGAUUUUCUAGAGACUUGAUGGACCCCUCUGCACUCUAUCUGAUUCUUUUUUUCUUCUUCUAGUUUUUGUGCUAGAAAAAGCCAUGCCAUAUGUACAGAUUGUAAGGGCUUUUUCCAGUUCUGUGAUUGCACUGUGCAAAAGGCUGUAUUGCUUUCCUUUUGAUGUUGAUGAAUUGUUUUUUUACUACCUUUUUGCAGAAUGUGAAAUGUAUAAUUUUUUUUUGGGGGGGGAGGUUUAACCUGACAUCCAGGAUUUAUGAUGGGGGAUUUUUUUUUUACAUAAAUUGAGAAUGAAGACAUGCAUAAUGAUAUGAUAUGGAGCAGCUUUAAUUACACAUCAGAGUUGGUUUUAAACAACACAUAAUUACACAUAUAUAAAAGGAAUUGAAUUCCGUUGCCUUAACCUGAUGUUGUAUAGAAAGUGCAUUGGCAUCCUUUUUUUUAAUAAUUUCCAAUCAAUUGCAAGUUUUGAUGUCAGAAAUUAAUUUUCAUCUUGCAUGACUUUGAUAGUAGUACUUGUGUACAUGAAAUGAACGAUCUCUUGCUUUAACUGUUAGUACUUGGUCCCGGAGUACCACUCAGUGUAUAUACUGUAAUAGCUUUUUUUUUAAUGAGACAAAUUGCAGCUUUUCUGUGGACACCCAGUUUAGCGGACGUUAACAGGAGUCUGUUGUUGGUAGUCAAAGAGUCUUCGUGCAUCAAGGUGUUGAUCAGCUGCUGGUGAUGCUUAGUUGUUAGUAGAGCUGAUAGAACAAAAUGAUGCAUCGCUGUGGCUUCAGGCGCCUUGUUCUGUUUAAUUUCUACUGAUGAUUCAAAUGGAUUCAAUCAAUGUAUUUAUAUAAUUGUCUCUAGGACAUGGUUAUGUGAAUGAUUUUGUUUAUGGAGGAGAUACAAAUGAUAUUUCUAUGUUUGUUUGGUAAAAAUAAAUCAUAAUUGCUUGAUA